Messenger RNA from Rodentolepis nana, 183 nucleotides. The record is from the annotation of a GenBank genome assembly. NCBI's taxonomy places the organism in Eukaryota, Metazoa, Platyhelminthes, Cestoda, Cyclophyllidea, Hymenolepididae.
GCCUGCUCCAUCUCAGCUUACUCUUUACAUUGUGGCACGUCUUCGGGAUCUCAUAGGCGUCUAAUGCCUCGAUUGAGAAAGCAGUUGAACUAUGGUAAACCAAUCCAAUGCGAGUCCACUCAUGAGAGGGGUCGACGAGAAUACUGGACUACUGGUGCUGAGAGUGAGAGAGAUCUUUGCUAG